Pollicipes pollicipes is the source of this 4646-nucleotide messenger RNA. RefSeq names its product Brahma associated protein 170kD (gene Bap170). Gene Ontology annotation, molecular function: DNA binding. NCBI's taxonomy places the organism in Eukaryota, Metazoa, Arthropoda, Thecostraca, Pollicipedomorpha, Pollicipedidae. Gene Ontology annotation, biological process: regulation of DNA-templated transcription. Gene Ontology annotation, cellular component: SWI/SNF superfamily-type complex. Bases 526 to 4083 code for a protein of 1185 amino acids. The transcript is spliced from 20 exons. The record is from RefSeq and is a predicted model, not a curated record.
ACUCCACCGCCUGGAGCGAUCUACCAAGUGCGAAUCCCCGGGUUGUGGGGGUGUUGCGUGCGGCGUUACCCCUAGGAUACCGUUUCGUUUCUUAUCGUGGCUCUCAAGAAAUGUUUCCAAAUUUUAGAUGGCCGUGAUUGCAAUCACCCGACCAGCGGCCUCCCCGGGCCGCCAUUUUGGCUGACGUAGAGAAACAAGGGAUUCUGGCCGGUUGUGCGCUGUCGCGCGGUUUCGGUCCGUGGAGUGCGGACGUGGAUCGUUACGCGGUAGCGUCGGAGGCCGCGGGAGGAGAAACACAAGUGAUCAUCGUGUGGGUGAGAGAGUGAUUUUGUGCGGUUAUGGGUGGUUGAGUGAGCCGUGAAGAUUUGGGGUGGCAAGCUUCUUCGCGCUGUGCCGUCUCCGUAGACGAUUGCGUGCGGACGCCUGGCGCAUGUCUGUGGAAGAUCCCUUCGAUGGAUGUGAUUCCUGUGUAAUUUUGGCUUUGACUAUGUAUUCUUUUCAUUGUUAGUUCUCGAAUACUUAGUCAUGGCACAGCUUCUGAAUAAAGAUCCGGCAGUGUACAAGAAGGAGGCGGAAGCAUUCUUCUCUGACCUGAAGGGUUUCCAUGGAGGCAGAGGAACGGCCUUUCAUCGGACUCCAAAGAUCGGGGGAAGAGAUGUGGACCUGUAUCUUCUGUACGUGCUUGUGACAACUCGAGGAGGGUGGGAAAAGGUGAACGACUACAACGAGUGGGACACGCUGGCGCCGCUGUUCGAGAUGCCCGUCGCCUGCGUGAACGUCGGCCUGGCACUGAAGCAGAUCUACCUGAGGUACCUGGACCACUACGAGAAGGUGCACUUCCACGGCGAGGAGCUGUACGGUCGGCACGACGAGGAGAUGAUCCUGCACGACACGUCGUCGCGCUCGUCGCGACGCCACAACGUGCGGGCCCUCAACGCCGUGCCCAUGACCUACAACACCGGCCAGCACAUCGUCUCAGACUCGCUGCGUCAGUCGCUGGGCAUGAGCCAGCCGCGGCCGCCGUCCGAGUACGAUCGGCUGCUGCUGUCGCUGCUCAGCCCGCUACCCAACGAGCAGGACUUCGCCAUCAACCUAUGCACGCUGCUCAGCAACGAGGGCAAGCAUGAGCUGCGGCUCAGUCGGCACCCGCGCCUCAUGGGCGCGCUGCUGGCCCAUGCCGGCGUCUUCACCGACGGCUAUACGCAGAAGUACAUGCUGGAGAACUACUCGCGGACCAAGCGACAGAACCUGGUGGCGUUCUGGCGCGACAGUCUGACGGAGAAGAAGCUGCUGCGCCUGCUGUCGGUGCAUUACGCGCCGGAGCGGCGGCCGCUGACGGGGCCGGCCGGCGCGCACGACUCGGCGCUGCUCUUCUCGCCGGCGCGCGCCGAGCUGCACCAGCUCGACGCCGAGGUGGCGGCGCUUGCGGCCGCCGGCGCCGCUGCCGACGACGACGACGCGCUCUUCUGCCUGGGCACGCAGCUGGGCGUGCUGGAGCGGACUGGGCACCGCGUGCUGCAGGUGGCGCAGGUGCUGCGCAGCCUCAGCUUCGAGCCGGAGAACGCAGCCGUGAUGGCGGCCAGCGCCGCGUGCCUGCGCUUCCUGCUGCUGUGCGCCCACUGCCGCUGGGGCAGCCUGAGCAGUAGCGCGCGCGACACGCUCGGCAACCUGGCCGGCGAGGUGGUGCUGCGCGACGCCGCCUCGGACCGGCUGGGCCGGCUGCUCGUGCAGUACGCCGGCCGCGGCGUGCAGCACGCCGACCGCUCGGUCGUGCUCGCCAGCCUCGAGGUGCUCAACAAGCUGGCGCAGAACGAGCGCAACGAGGAGCCGCUGGCGGCCGCGCUGGACGCGCGCCUCCUGCAGACGGUGUGCACGUACCUGUCGCUGCACGACAUCCUGCUGCUGAUCGCCAGCCUCGAGUGUCUGCUGGGCCUGACGUCGCUGGGCGAGGACACGUGCCGGGCGGUGGCGCGCGCGCCUGGCGCCGUCACCACGCUCGUCUCGCUCGUCACCGUAGAGGCUCAGAGCUACGGCCCGCGUGCCUGUAUCCUCAUGAAGGUGAUGCAGACGCCGUGCAGCGUGCCGGCGCCGGCCGCCGCUGUCUCGCCCGCCGCGGCUGUCACCGUGCUGACGUGGCAGGGUCCGUUGUCGCACGUGGCGUCGGCGCCGGUGACGGAGAACAGCCUGUGGACGGUCAAAUGGCUGCAGACGGUGUGCGAGGUGUCGCCCGGCCAGAGCAUCGAGCAGGGCGUGCUUUACAAACAGUACACGGCCUCGGCGGCCGCCCAGCACUGGAAGGGCGUCAUCACGCAGGGCGAGUUCGCCAACUGCGUCAAGUCGGUGUUCGGUUCGUCGGUGAACGCGGUCGCCAAGCGACUGGCCAACGGCGGCACCGAGUACCACUUCGAGGGCAUCCGCUCCAAGCUGCAGAUCGUGACGACGGUGGUGCAGCCGCCGCAGCCGGAGCCGGCCGUCGCCACUAGUCAGGGGCCGGCCGGCCGCCACCUCUCGCAGGCGCUGAUGGGCGGGCCCGGCCACCAGCGGCCCGAGCCGGCCGCCGCCUCCAGCUCGCUCAUCAAGUCCCUGCUGGCCAGCAAGGUACCGCCGCACCCGCCGCAGCAGCAGCAGCACCAGCAGCAGCCGCAGGAGUCGGCGCCGGCCGUCUCGGCGUCACCGACAGGUGGCCUGAGCCCCAGCUGUUUUAGCACGCCGCAGGCCCAGGUGGCCAGGAACAUGCAGAACAAGCGGCUGGCCGUCAACGGAGUGGGCGAGACGGAGCCGCUGCCGGGCGAGCUGGCCGACCCGGCGGCCGGCGGCGACGGCGCCGUGCACAACGGCAUCAAGCCGGCGCCCAACAGCGGCUCGCGGCCGCCCAGCCGCGCCGCCAGCGAGGGCCUGCUCGCCGACCUGCUGGAGCGCAAGAUCGCGCCCGUCAACGGCAUCGACAAGGAGCUGCGCAUCGGCGAGCGCGGCCUGGAGCUGGUCAACAACAACAACGGCAGCGCCGGCGGCGACGAGCGCACGGUCAACGGCGGUGCCGCCUCCCCGGCCAAGCGCAACGGCACCGACCUGCUGGCCUCGGCGCUCGACAUGGCCGGCCUCAUGGACGACCUGGGCGCCAUGGACGACGACGAUCCGCCGCCGGCCAGCCCGCCGCCGCCGCCGGCGGUGGUGAUGGUGCCGCAGAGCAUGGCCAACAUGGUGCUCAAGCUGCCGGCUAAUGGCGCCGGCACCGGCAACGUGGUGGUGGGCCAGCCGGCCGUGGGCCAGCCGCAGACGGUGCUGGUGGCGCAGACGCCGCAGCAGCAGGGCACGGCCACGCGCACGCUCAUCUUCCUGCCGCCACACCAGAAGGUGUACGUCUCGCAGCCGGGCGCCACGCACCAGGGCCAGCUGAUGGUGCAGGUGACGCGCGCCAUGUCCGGUACCACCCAGGUGGUCAACAGCACCGUGGUGACGGGCUCGCGUGCCGCCCAGCAGCACCUCGUGGCGCCGACGCCAGAGAGCGUGGGUCGCCCGCUGCCGGCCGGCCUGCUCUGCGAGUGGCGUGGCUGCCUGCGCGGCUUCCCGACGGCGCACGCCGUCUACCAGCACGCCAUCGAGACUCACUGUCCGCCGCAGCUGAGCGACAUCCCCUGCCUGUGGGAGCGCUGCGACGGCAUGAUCCGCAAGCGCUACUCAAUGAUGACGCACCUGCAGGACCGGCACUGCGCCGAGCCGAUGCUGCGGCUGAUGCGGAAGCGGCGCGAGCAGCUGCAGGCCACCGGCAAGACGGACAUCCCGACGCCGUCGGCGCCGCCGCCGCACCCGGGCUACGCCAACAACGCGGCGCUGCAGGCGAUCCGGCGGCACGCGCUCACCGAGGCCAAGCCGCCGCCCGACGAGAAGGAGGGGCCCGUCACAAAGUCGAUCCGGCUGACCGCCGCGCUCAUCUUGCGGAACAUCGCCGUCUUCUCGCAGCACGGCCGCAGGGUGCUGCGCGCGCACGAGAGUCACCUGCUGAACGUGGCGGCGAGCAGCGCCGAGUCGUCGCGCACCAUCGGCCAGCUGCUUGCUGACUUGCACGAGGUGGACCCGAGCUGACCCCCGGCGGCCGGCCCUGAGGGCCCGGAGCCUGACCUCAGCUGACCAACGUCCGCCCAGCAACACCCCCAACUGUGAUGUCACCCCAACCACUCAUUCUCACCACCUGCGAACCCUUCAUCGGCGUUGCGAGCGUGCGCCCGUGUCUCAGGCUUAUUUUGUCAAGGGUGCGGUGGCCUGACCCGCCAUCUGUUGUGCAUAGCGGAAAGUACAAAGUCGCGUUUUAGGCACCGGAGGCGCCGUUCGUGCUGGGCAAAUCGGUUGUUGUCGAUGUCUUGUUUACGCUGCGGUAACCUUGCGCACUUUCUGGGAUCGUGUCGUUCUGCCUUAGAUGGUGCAGCGACGUUGCUUUUGUAGGUGGCGAACUUUUGUAUUUACAAGACUGCUGUUAUUUAUGUAAAAACAAGGUUUGUAUCAUCUGAUAAGACCAUCUGAGGAGGAUGUGUAGAGCAGACGGGCGGAGGCUAGUCAGCGGGUUCCCACUGAACGAGAUCCGACGUUUUUAUUGGAGGGGCAACCUGUUCUUCUCACGAGCGCCUUUAUCGAUAAUAAAUUUUAUUGCA